Messenger RNA from Phytophthora sojae, 1116 nucleotides. RefSeq lists its product as hypothetical. NCBI's taxonomy places the organism in Eukaryota, Oomycota, Peronosporomycetes, Peronosporales, Peronosporaceae. Bases 1 to 1116 code for a protein of 371 amino acids. The transcript is spliced from 3 exons. The record is from RefSeq and is a predicted model, not a curated record.
AUGUCCGACAGCUGUAGCUCCAAGUCCGGGAGGUGCGCGUUCUGCGGAGAGCAACUCAGUAACUCGUCUGCACCGAUCCCCGUUGCGUAUGGCGCACCCUCCGACGAAGGUCGAGGGACGUUCUCCAAGCUCAAGCCCUUGCGCUGGCGGUUCCUCUCCAACAAGGCGCCUCGCACCAAGUUCAUGUGCGGGAAAUGCGCGGAGAAGCGUCAGAAGCCUCAAGUGAUCGAGCAGCCACCGUUCAGUCUCGACUCGUCGUGGUCUAGCGGAACCCAGAUAUCCGACCAGGCGUUGAGGCUCGAUCAUCUGCGUGAGCCACGUGACAAUAAGGCGCAGCACCAGAAGCGAGAGAAGCUUCAAGAGGAGCAACGCAGACGUCACGAAAGUCAGAGGAGAACACAUGAGCCGUCAAUACCCGAAGGCAGAAGACGAGGCUCGUCACAGGGCGUGCUCCAGCCCAUUGGGAACCACCGCAAUUCCAGGGAAUCGAUGUCAAGACAGCGUCAGGCUAGUGCAGCCGAUAUCAAGCCCCGGACUUCCGUACCAAAGCAGCAUCAGCGCGCCUCGGUUGAGAGCGCCACCCGCCCGAGGAGGUCGAGCAGCGGCCGGUCCGAGCCUCGCGGAUCCGAAAAGAAGGGUCAGCGGUUGAGCUCGACGGCCGACAUCCUGGGCAUGUCCCGGUCUUUGGAAAUGCCACCCAAUUACUUCGAGAUGAGCUCAAAGUCGCCAAAGUUUUGUGCUGCGAGCGCGCCGGAGGGUGACAGCCCGAUGGACUGGAAGCAGCUGGAGAUCCAACUGCCCCAAGUGCAGCCCCGCAAGCAGAACGAGACCGAAGAAGAGCGGCAGCGACGCAGGGGCGCUUCAUACGCCCACAUGCUGCUGCAGAUGCGGCGUCACUACGACGCCGUCCAGGUGAACGGGGCUAAUGGAUAUCACCCCGCUACAGCGCCGCCACGCCGGAUUCGGGCGGAGCGACGAGCCCAGUCGGUUGCAGUGCGAAACGUCAAGGACGGCCUGGUCAUGGCCGACUUGACCAAGGAGGAGGAGGACCCGGUGGACAGCACCCAAAGAGCCAUCGACCUGGACUACCUGCGCGCGUUCAAGGACGCUCGGUGA